Molecule: messenger RNA, 339 nt
Organism: Funneliformis caledonium
Lineage: Eukaryota; Fungi; Glomeromycota; Glomeromycetes; Glomerales; Glomeraceae
Source: the annotation of a GenBank genome assembly
AUGAUUUGGAAAUUUCGAUCUCACAAAUCCAACGGCCGAGCCGAGCUAAUAACUGAUGGUGAAAAAAAAAUCGAUAUUGUUAAUUCCCCAAACAACAAAAAAAAAUCACGUGGUUUUAAAGCCAAGAUUAAUGAGAAACGAAGAAAAAGAAUUUUGUUGAAUUGUUUUUCAAAACACUCGAACCUUGAUACUUUGAAUAGGAUCGCACAUAUGCCUCUGCAAACUCAAAAUGUGACCAACUUCGGGGCCCAGUUGUUCCUAGGAGACAACGCAUUUACCUCUCCACAGGAUACUACCAGCUCAUUAACUCAGUUGAUUUGGGGAUGUUCGUUCCAAUAG